AUGGUUGAGUACGAUUGUUACAAGCGAACGUUUCAAUCCGUCGAGUAUUUGGCAUAUCCGAAAUGCUGCAGAUUGGGUUUUCAGUAUGAGGAAUCGGAGCAUCGAUGCAUCAAAAGCAACAGAGUGAUGAACUUGGAAGGAUUCACCGUCUUCAACAUCAGUCUUUCGCAUUGUCCUUUGAAGACGCAUGCCAUAGUCGAUUACGUCGAUUACGAUGAUAAUUUAAGAAUAGAUUAUGGUUUGGUGGCAUCUUUGUCGAACAGAAAUUUCCAAUACGGAAGUUAUUGUUUGGAUGAAACGUCUAAUAGUACAAACUUAGUUAGAGCAUGCCAAAAAUAUGAAGAUGUCUGUAAAACGUCUUUUGAUGAUAAUAAAAUAUUAUGCAUUCGAAAAUGCUGCCCCGAUGGCCAAUCUUAUAAAAAUGGCAAGAAAUGCGUGAAAACUUUCAAUCAUGGAAUUCAAUUGAAGAAAAAUUUCUUCCACACCAAUGAAGGAGAUAAAUUUGCAAUAAUUCAAUCUCAUGAAGGAACAAAAUAUCCUUGGAAACCGGAGCACUUGUGUGAGGUGGAUAAAAUUGGCAAUUUGAAGUGUGUUAUACGCAAUGAGACUAAAGCGUACAAUUCUUUGGACGCUGUUUACUGCACCGAGGCUCGAGAGACCAAAGGUGUUAUACAGCAAAUGGUAUUCCUAUAUUUUAACAAGGACUUAAACAAACCUGAUAUGGAUUUCGUCGUUAGUAGCAUCCUGUUAUUAAUAUCCGCCUUCUUCCUUGCAUUGACUCUAAUUACAUAUUUGCUCACCUCAAAGUGGAUGAAACUUUUCGAGAAGGCAAAUAGCUGCUAUUGUUUAAUAACGUUUGUUGCUAAUGUAACGAUAUCUAUAGUCAAAUUCAAACCUAGUCAUUUGUGGAGCUACACUUCAUGUGUGUCUUUGGGAUAUACGAAUUUGCAAUUAUUUCUAAGAUAUUUGGAUGACGACUAA
Molecule: messenger RNA, 981 nt
Organism: Nicrophorus vespilloides
Lineage: Eukaryota; Metazoa; Arthropoda; Insecta; Coleoptera; Silphidae
Exons: 4
Coding region: 1-981 (326 amino acids)
Source: RefSeq, a predicted model, not a curated record